AUGGAAGCUGACGAUCCACGGCUGGCCGACGAGUACGUCAACGAGUUCGUGCUCGACCACCUGGACGUAUCGACGGUGAAACGCGAGAUCCAAUCGUCCGACUAUCACCACCAUCACCACCAACAGCCAAACCAGGAACAUGGGGGUCAUCACCAUCACCACCAACACCACCAGCAGCAGCAGCAACAACAACAACAACACCCACCUUGCAAUGGUGGCCGGGGGACCGCCAGCGUUGGUGGCCGUUUGCCGCCUAUGCCCAUCACUGGCGUCAACAACGGGUCCCCGGCCACGGCGGCCGCACCCGUCUCAACCGCCGGAGCUGUGACUGCCACCUUGGUGCAGUCAUCGCCACCGCCGCCGCACUACCUACUCACGCCACCGGGUUGCGAACAGGAAUACCCACACCACCAUCCACUCAUCAGACACCAGCACGCUAUUAACCAGGUAAUUGACGGUGUGGGUGGCACCGGUGCUGGAAUGGUGAUCAACAGCCACGCUGCGGCCACGACACCUAACCUAACCGGAGGCACGCCCGCGGUCAAAGUUUCGGGGGCCGAAGCCGCGCCUUCCAUGAUGUACCCGAGCACACCGGGCACGCCGCCCGACACGCCGCCGGUGAGCUCAUCGCCACCGCCGUCCACGCCGAUCCCUCAACCGGUAUUUAUGGAAGAAAUGAUGUGGUUAACUCAGUCGUUGCGCCAGGGACAGGAACCUCUGGACUUGCGACCAAACUAUGCGGGCUCCGACGAAAUGCAACAGCACCAGCACCAGCAUCAGCACCACCCGCACCACCAUCACCAUCACCACCACCAUCAACAACAACAGCAACAAGAACACCAUGAAGAUGAAGAACAGCAACAACAACAACGACAGCAGCAGCAACAGCAGCAGCAGCAGACGGUUUCGGCGGACAUGGAGUGGAAUAUGGUGCAACACCAACACUUGACCGUGAUACAGCCGAGUAACAGUAAUAACAGUUGCUCUGUACCUGGUAGCAAGGUACCGCAUUUUGGUCGCCCGUCCCUCCUGAUGCAAGGGUUAUUGAGCCCGGGCUCGUCUAACAGUGUCGUCUACAACAAUUACACGAAUAGCUGCUCCCUGUACCAGCCUCUGCAGUUCUCAUCCCAACGACUGAUGCCCCAACGCCAGAACCGGCCGCUGAGCGUGUCAAGCGAUAGCGUCAUGUCACCCUUGAGCUCCCGCAACGGCGGUGGCAGCAGCUUGUACACGCCUGGCGGCGGCUCAUCCGACGACUUGAUCAACGAUGCGCUGCUACUGCAGCUGCCGGUACGCGAUCUCAACAAGCGGCUGCAGGGCAUCUCCAAGGAGGAGAUCGCCCGGCUGAAGCAGAAGCGGCGGACGCUCAAAAACCGCGGGUACGCGCAGAGCUGCCGGACCAAGCGGAUGAACCAACGCAUCGAGCUGGAGAACGCCAACGAAAUACUGGCGACCGAGCUGCAUAAGACGAAAUCGGAGCUGGCACGCAUCACGCAGGAACGCGACAUGUACAAGCAGCGGUUUUCCGCGCUGGCCGUAGCCAGGGAAUCGAUGAGCGCCGCGGCCGCAGCAGCAGCCGUCGCUGCCACUUCAUCGGCGUCGUCCACCUCGUCGGUGGCCGCGGGCGCUGCCCAGCGCGUCGACAGUAGUUCCAAUUCGCCAGAGCCCUACCUGUGA
Macrosiphum euphorbiae (potato aphid) is the source of this 1677-nucleotide messenger RNA. Lineage: Eukaryota; Metazoa; Arthropoda; Insecta; Hemiptera; Aphididae. The record is from the annotation of a GenBank genome assembly.